This is a messenger RNA of Fomitiporia mediterranea MF3/22, 713 nucleotides long. Its product is annotated as DUF1742-domain-containing protein. NCBI's taxonomy places the organism in Eukaryota, Fungi, Basidiomycota, Agaricomycetes, Hymenochaetales, Hymenochaetaceae. Gene Ontology annotation, biological process: vacuolar transport. The transcript is spliced from 3 exons. Gene Ontology annotation, cellular component: endosome. The record is from RefSeq and is a predicted model, not a curated record. Bases 1 to 570 code for a protein of 189 amino acids.
AUGUCAUUCGCAAACUUAUAUUAUAAACGCGCAGCAGCCACUGAAAAAGCGUGCUUCAUUUGCUCGAGGCCGACGACCACAGUCCUCGCCACCAAGGACAGCGUCGAUUUCUUCUACGCAUGUGACGGACAUCUUAAAGAUCACGGAUUCGCAAGCCUCGCAGGAGAGAGCGGCGACGGCGUAACAGGCGCACGUAAGCUUGGACUAAGCGACGAAGAGAUCCAGAAAGUCAAGGAGGAAUACGAGAGGAAACAACAGAAGAAGGAAAAGGAGAAAGAGAAGAAAGACAAGGCUGAUGAUAAGGACAAAGCAGAGGAAGGGAAAGAAAAGGCGAAGGAGACAGAAAAGACGAAAUCGAAGGAUAUAAGUCCGUCACCAGGACUUGCACCCUCACAGUCAAGCGGGACUUCUACUCCCGCGGGAACGCACCAGCGAUACACUCUUCAUCGUGAAAUCUUCGCCAUGCGAUUAGGAAUUCAUCGCAAACGACGGCAGACUGCACAAGCCAAAGAGGUUGCUCCCCGUCUUCCCAGUGCGCCUCGACUUCCUGUCAAUAAUCCGCCCAGUUGAAUUACCAGUUCGUCGUGAAAUACCAUAUCUCCAUCCUCUAUCAAUAUCCUCCAUCACCUGUACCAAUAGUGCUAUCAAUGCUCCGGAUGACCACCAAUAAUGUGUCGGUACACACUUGCUAGUUUCAGUAUUCACUCGAAUAC